UGGGACUGCACUGUAUCAGUGCAUCCAUACUGUUGCAGUCCAGCUUCCAGCCACCGGCGGCAGCACCGAGCACAAUGCCACUGAGCACACCUGAGCAGCUCAAAGAGAAGAGGGAGCCACUCACCUUCGAUGCGACGUCACUGAUUGACUUGAACAUCACUCACAGGAUUGGAUGUUGCGUUUUUCUUACUAGAUUGCUGACAUGUUUACUUUAUCUCUGGUGAGUUUCCUCCUUCGUUCCUCUUUAAAAGUAGGACUGUGGGCAUGAAUCAGGAGCAUUAGCUCAGCUGAUGUUGAUGCCAGCUGAAAUCCUGAAGCGAGUCCACAACAAAGCGACUCUCUCUCUCUCUCUCUGUUCUCUGUGAGUAAAAUUUGAUGCUGACUCUAUGAGCAGCAAGGAGAGAAGGCAGCCACUAGAGGCUGCACUAGCAAGGACACAGAUAUAUAGAUCAAUAAUGAGAGAGAGAGAGAGAGAGAGAGAGAGGAAAGAAAGAAAGACAGAGGAAUUAAUGGUAAAAAAAAGAUGGUGAGAUAACAUGCAGAUCAGUAUGGAAAGAAAGGGGGACAGAGUGGAGAGGCAGCAGGAGUGAGCAUUGUACCAGCUGACAACCUGAGAGAGAGGGAGAGGACAGAGAGAGCAUCUCAGCUCACUAGACAGAGAGAGAGACAGAGAGGAGGAGAGAGAGAGAGAGAGAGAGAGAGAGAGAGGAGGAGAGAGGGAGAGUGGAGCAGCACUCAACCACGUUGCCCGUCCUCAUAUUUCCCUCUGCAGCUGUGCGAGGCAGAGUGAGCGGCGGAGAGGAGAGAGAGCACAUCUGAGUCUUGUGGAAACAGCAGGACCGCGUAAGACUUGGCUGAGAGAUCGAUACACUAACGCCAAGCCACACAGGAAGGGUGAACAGCCCGUAGGACGUCCGUGUACUGCCACACAGAGAGAGACAGCAAGAGAGAGAGAGAGAGAGUAGCUAAGAGGACAGAGAGAGUCAAGAGAGCGAGAGGCAAGAAGAUCACCCAAGGCCAAUUUGAGAGGUUUCAGCUGGUCACUCAGAGCAGCUGCAACCCAGAAGACCAACGCUAAAAAGGAUCAACUCAGGUGCUCUCAGGGUGCAGUGUCAGAGAGAGAGCGAGUGGCAACAAGAGAACAAAGUGCUCACAGAAAAGGUGUGAGUGGACAGGAUUGGUGAGGUUUCUUCCCAGCAUGCAACUGGCACGACACCAUCACAGGGCCACUGUGCCCAUAACAGGCUGCCUCCUGGCUUUGGCUCUGUUUCUUGCACUACAGGGUGCCACUCAUGCUGCUCCAUCAGGAGACAACAAGCUGGUUCGUACCACCAGAGUGAGGAGACAGACACCAGGGGGGGAUCAGUCCCCCUCUGCUUUCUCAGCCAACCAGACUCUGCGGGAGCAACCAGUGGUCUUUAACCAUGUGUACAACAUCAAUGUACCCUUAGAGUCUCUGUGCUCUGUUGACCUAGAUGCAUCCGCACCACCUGACCCAGGUGAUGGUUCUCGAGCUGAGCUGGGGUCCGGCCCUUCGAUGGAGGGUCCAAUGGAUCCAACUGGACCAACAGAAUACACCGAACAGACGCUAGAUGCUGACAGCCAGGUAACGUUUACUCACCGCAUCAACAUCCCAAAAGCUGCAUGUGGCUGUCCGGCAACACCCACAAUUCAGCAGCUUGCCACCAGGGUGGAGAUGCUGGAGAGAGAAGUUUCGAUGCUCAGAGCUCAGUGUGGAUCUGGAUGCUGCGGGGAGAGCUCAGCCAUGGGUCGUUUGGACUUUGUCCCAGGCUGCAGUGGCCAUGGCAGUUUCAGCUUUGACCUAUGUGGCUGCAUCUGUGAGGAAGGUUGGACCGGCAAAAACUGCUCUGAGCCUCGGUGCCCGGACGACUGCUCUGGCCAGGGGGUGUGUGUUGAAGGGGAGUGUGUGUGUGACCGUGACUUUGGAGGCGACAACUGUUCAGAGCCGCGUUGCCCUUCAGACUGUUCGGGUCGCGGGUUGUGCAUCGAUGGCGAGUGUGUGUGCGAAGAGUCCUUCACCGGGGAAGACUGCAUGGUGGGGAGAUGUCUCAACGACUGCUCAGACCAGGGACUGUGCAUCAACGGGACGUGCCAAUGCCGGCCCGGGUAUGUGGGAGAGGACUGCUCACUGGUCUACUGUGCCAACAACUGCAGCAAGAAGGGUGUCUGCAAGGAUGGAUUCUGUUCUUGCCAGGAUGGCUUUGCUGGAGAUGACUGCAACUCUGUGGCACCGGCCAUGAACCUGAGAGUACGAGGCGUGACUGAUCAGGCUAUUGACCUGGAGUGGGAGGGCUCAGUUGUGCUGACAGACUUCUUAGUGACCUACACGCCAAGCAGCGCUGGAGGUGUCCAAUUAGAGAUAAGGAUUCCAGGCAAUACCACCACCUGCGUUAUCUCAGGCUUGGAGGCAGGCAUGGAGUACAACAUCAAUGUGUUCGCUGUCAUUAACAACAGUAUCAGCGUCCCUGCCAGCAUCACUGUUUCAACCUAUCUCUCCAAUCCGGAUGGUUUAGUCUUCAAAUCCAUCACAGAGACGUCAGUGGAAGUCCAGUGGCAACCGUUCUACUAUUCCUUCGAUGGGUGGGAGAUCAGCUUUAUCCCUAAGGACAAUGAUGGAGGCAUGACUGCUCAGCUGCCCAGCACCAUCACUUCCUUUGUGCAGACCGGUUUGAGACCAGGGGAGGAGUAUACUGUUAACCUGGUGGCGCUCCGAGACCAGGGUCGAAGCCAGCCAGUCACUGCUACUGUCACAACAUUGAUUGACGGCCCCACACAGCUAAUCGUGCGGGAUGUAUCAGACACUGUAGCGUUUGUAGAGUGGACACCACCAAAAGCAAAGAUUGAUCAGAUUGUGUUGCGUUACGGCCUGGUGGGAGGAGAGGGUCCACGGACCACCUUCCGCCUCCAGCCCACACUCAGCCAGUACUCCCUGCAGGUUCUGCGUCCUGGCUCACGUUACGAAGUGUCUGUGAGCGGUGUAAGGAAAGGAAAUGAGAGCGGAUCUAUUUCCACUGAAUUUACUACUGCUUUAUCGUUCUUCUCAGAGAUCGAUGCCCCCAAGAACUUGUGGCUCGUGUCCAAGACCUCCACGACCCUGGAGCUUGAAUGGGAUAACAGUGAGGCUGAGGUGGAGGACUACCAGGUGGUGUACAGCACUUUGGCAGGAGACCAGUACAAUAAAGUCAUUAUACCACGUAAUGAGGGAGCCACCACUAAGACCACUCUCACAGACCUGCUGCCGGGCACAGAGUACGGCAUCGGCAUUUCCGCCAUGAAAGGCAAGAACCAGAGUACACCAGCGACAAUGAACGCCAGGACAGAUCUGGAUGUGCCGAUGGAUCUAACUGUAACGGCUUCUACAGACAACACUAUAACCCUGGUAUGGGGCGUGGUCCAGGGCCCCAUUGACCAUUAUAAGGUCACCUACACGUCCUCUUCUGGGUACACUACAGAGCUGACAGUGCCUAAAGAUGUAACCACCACCACGCUGACGGACCUUGAGCCUGGGACUGAGUACACCAUCACUGUAGCAGCAAGAAGAGGAAGGCAGCAGAGCACUGCAGCUACCAUAGACGCCUUCACAGGAAUCAGGCCCGUAACCCACCUCUACUUGUCAGAGGUGACGUCAGACUCUGUGUCGGUGGCGUGGAGCGCCCCAGCACCACCUGCUGACCUCUUCAUCCUGAGCUACAGCUCUGCUGAUGGAACAGACACCUCUAAGGUGACACUGGAUGGCUCCAAGACACGGUCACUGGUCCAGGGGCUGCUGCCGUCCACUCCUUACACCAUCAGUUUAAUCACAAUACAGGGGGAUGUUACCUCUGAGCCCAUUACAGCAUCACUCACUACAGGCAUGGACCCACCAAAAGAGAUGACAGUGUCAGAUGUGACAGAAGAUGCAGUGACUAUCUCUUGGAUCAAACCAUUGGCUCCCUUUGAAUACUAUAAGCUGUCCUACCAGUCAGCCAAAGGUCGAGUGGACAGCGUGGUGAUUGACAGCGACGUGACCAACUACACCUUGUCCAGCCUUUUUCCUGCUACAGAAUAUGAGAUCAGCCUCAACGCUGUCAGGGGGAGUCAGGAGAGCAAAGUGGUCAGCACCUCCGUCUUCACAGCGAUGGAUAUGCCAGCCGAGUUGACAGCUCUAAACAUCACUCCACAAGGAGCCCUGCUGAGGUGGAAUCCUCCUCUUUCCAGUGUCGACAAUUAUGUGCUGACUCUCACACACAACCAGGUGACAGCUGAUACAUUCCUCGUAGAAGGCAACAAGCAGGAGCACCAGCUGUCCAACCUUAAGCCAAGCACCAGCUACUCCGUAGCCCUAUAUGCCACCAAAGGACCCCUCACCAGCGGGACCGUCAUCACCAACCUCCAAACGCCCAUGGACGCGCCCCUGAAUCUGACAGCCAGUGAAGUGAAUCAUCGUAGCGCUCUCAUCUCCUGGCAACCACCAAUUGCAGAAAUUGACAACUACAUGCUCACCUACAAGUCAACCGACGGCAACCGGAAAGAGCUGAUCCUAGAUGCAGAGGACACAUGGAUUCGACUAGAGGGACUAGCUGAGACCACAGAGUACACUGUUAAGCUCCAGGCUGCAAGAGGACUUGAUACCAGUGCUGUAGUCUCCACUACCUUCACUACAGGGAGUCGUCUAUUUGCAACACCUCAGAAUUGUGCCCAACACCUGCUGAAUGGCGAGACGCUGAGCGGCGUCUACACCAUUUACAUCAACAGAGAUCCCAGCCAGGGUGUGCAGGUGUACUGCGACAUGACCACUGAUGAAGGAGGCUGGAUUGUAUUCCAGCGUCGUCAGAAUGGCCUGACAGACUUUUCCAGGAAGUGGAGUGACUAUCGGGUCGGCUUUGGAAACCUGGAGGAUGAAUUCUGGCUUGGUCUAGACAACAUUCAGAGGAUUGCAGCUCAAGGCCGCUAUGAGCUGAGAAUUGACAUGAAGGACGGACAGGAGUCAGUCUAUGCCAAUUAUGACAAAUUCUCCAUUGGAGAUGCGAGAAACCUCUACAAGCUCAGGAUAGGAGAGUACAACGGCACCGCUGGUGACUCUCUGAGCUACCACCAGGGCCGGCCCUUCUCGACAAAAGACAGAGACAAUGACAUCGCUGUCACUAACUGUGCCUUGUCUUACAAAGGAGCCUGGUGGUACAAGAACUGCCACCGGGCCAACCUCAAUGGCAAAUAUGGCGAGUCCAGACACAGUCAGGGUAUUAACUGGUACCACUGGAAAGGCCACGAGUUCUCUAUUCCUUUCGUGGAGAUGAAAAUGAGGCCAUUCAACUUCCGUAGCAUCAGCAGCAAGAGGAGGCGGUCUGUCCCUGUAUAAACAAAGCCCAGAGUCGAGGAUAAAUGGAGUUCGGAUGAUGUUUAGUGAUGAGUUUCUGCUAUCUGUGUGCCUCACUGAUGGUGCUCGUCGAUGCCUUUUAGUGAGGCUGCAAAGAAAAACGGGGGUUAUGACAAAAAGCUACUAAUAUUUUAUUAAUACUCAGUUGUAAAAUAAUAAAACAUUAUUAUUAAUAUACUACCAACAAUCAGAAACUAUUAUAAACAUGGAUUAUGAAAUAGCAGAGAGGCUGAAACAACGUCCGAACUCUUUUUCUCUGUUCCAGCCCAGCUUCAGCUGUCUUUCCCUGCUGUACUUCUACCCAGACAAUAGAGGACACUGUAUGUAAUUUAUUAAAUACUUUGAAUGACAAUGGUUCUAUUUGCUGUAUAAAAAAACGGAGAGGCCAACCAAGAAGCCUCUUUUGUUUCUUUUAAGUGUGUGACCUGCCUUUCCCUGGGAUGCGAGGAAAUGUGCUCAGAAAUGCCCUCAAGAGUGCAAGAGCUAGCGUUAUUUUAACCGUUACGAAAUAAUAACACUUUUAACGGAAAAUAUACUGUAUAUGCCCUUAAACCCCUUAACUGUAAGAUAUAUAUAUUUUUAUAACUGAUAUUGUGACAAAAGUCCAUCUAUUUAAUAUGAUUUGAUGACUUUUAAUUUAAUCAUAAAACAUGACAAACGCUGAACAUAAGCUAUGAAAUUAACAUCGAAAAGCAAAACUCGAGAAUCCUCGUUCACAGAGCAGUGCACCAGCAACAGCUUCAUUGCCAUAUAUUUUAUUUCUCUCUGUCUAUGUUACUGUUAAUUACAAUAUGCUUUGUGCUAAUUAUUAAAGCAAAUUCACCAACAUUAAACUUUAUUAUUAUUGGUAGCCACACUGAGACAGUAUUUGCACUAGGAGUGGGAACACAGCAAAGCUAUUGUUUAAUCGAUUAUUUCUUUAGUUGUUCGUGGGUAUUUAAAUGGUAUUUCCUGGGCUUUAUUUACAAGCAAAUUACAAAUGCUUAAUAUCUGUUUCACCCCUGUUGUAGAUGCUGUGAUUGCUUGCAGAGAUGGUGCUGAUCAAUGUAAUAUUUACCAAAGAUCUGCAUAAUAAAGACUCGGCCUGCUGUUUGGAAAGAUGCCAGUCAAUUUUGUCACCAAAGUCACUGAAACAGCUUUUUCCUACAUUAAUAGAUUCUUACUUUUCAGAGACUUUUAUGCUAAUCGUGUCCCCUGGCGUUAUUUUAUGCAAUGUGAACACUAAAUUCUAUGCAAAAGAAAGU
This is a messenger RNA of Larimichthys crocea (large yellow croaker), 6621 nucleotides long. RefSeq names its product tenascin R (restrictin, janusin) (gene tnr). Gene Ontology annotation, molecular function: protein binding. The coding region runs from base 1199 to 5359 and encodes 1386 amino acids. The record is from RefSeq and is a predicted model, not a curated record. Lineage: Eukaryota; Metazoa; Chordata; Actinopteri; Sciaenidae. The transcript is spliced from 32 exons.